Messenger RNA from Piliocolobus tephrosceles (Ugandan red Colobus), 4106 nucleotides. It is a transcript of the gene GLB1L3, whose product is annotated as galactosidase beta 1 like 3. Bases 1 to 2031 code for a protein of 676 amino acids. Gene Ontology annotation, molecular function: beta-galactosidase activity. The transcript has 20 exons. Gene Ontology annotation, biological process: carbohydrate metabolic process. The record is from RefSeq and is a predicted model, not a curated record. Lineage: Eukaryota; Metazoa; Chordata; Mammalia; Primates; Cercopithecidae.
AUGAAGUCCCCGCCCUGCCUCAGCCCGUGCCUCUCCUGGAAGAGAAUGGCGGGCGCCUUUUUCCUGCCGUUUGUCUUACCAGCUCUUGCUCCUCGGUUUAAGCAGGAACAGAGCCUCGCGCUUGGCAGAGCGCAUCCGCCCCAGCCCAGGUUUAACUGGUCUCAUCUGACCCCUCUGGAGCUGAAGAAUCGAUCUGUGGGACUGGGAACUGCAAGCACAGGUCGGGGUAAGCCCCACUUCACCCUGGAGGGCCACAAGUUCCUGAUCUUCGGGGGCUCCAUCCACUAUUUCCGGGUCCCCAGGGAGUACUGGAGGGACCGCCUGCUGAAGCUGAAGGCCUGUGGCUUCAAUACUGUCACCACCUAUGUUCCGUGGAACCUGCAUGAGCCAGAAAGAGGCAAAUUUGACUUCUCUGGGAACCUGGACCUGGAGGCCUUCGUCCGGAUGGCUGCGGAGAUCGGGCUGUGGGUGAUUCUGCGUCCAGGCCCCUACAUCUGCAGUGAGAUGGACCUCGGGGGCUUGCCCAGCUGGCUCCUGCGAGACCCCCGGUUACUGUUGAGGACAACCUGCAAGGGCUUCACUGAAGCAGUUGAGAAGUAUUUUGACCACCUGAUUCCCAGAGUGAUUCCUCUCCAGUACCGCCAGGGAGGCCCUGUCAUCGCGGUGCAAGUGGAGAACGAAUAUGGCUCAUUCAAUAAGGAUAAAACCUACAUGCCGUAUCUCCACAAGGCUCUGCUGAGAAGAGGGAUUGUGGAGUUUCUCUUGACCUCCGAUGGUGAGAAAAAUGUGCUGAGCGGCUACACCAAAGGAGUGUUGGCCGCCAUCAAUUUGGAAAAAGUUCACAAGAAUACUUUCAGUCAGCUUCAUAAAGUCCAGAGAGAUAAGCCUCUUCUGGUUAUGGAAUACUGGGUUGGCUGGUUCGACAGAUGGGGAGAUAAGCACCAUGUUAAAGAUGCAAAGGAAGUUGAACGUGCUGUGUCUGAAUUCAUCAAAUAUGAGAUCUCCUUCAAUGUGUAUAUGUUCCAUGGUGGAACCAACUUUGGUUUCAUGAAUGGGGCCACAUAUUUCGGGAAGCACACUGGCAUUGUCACCAGCUAUGCCAGCGGUGCUGAAACGGCCUGCUGCGGAGACUGCAUGGCUGGUGACUGGCCCCGGUGUCUUGCAGACUAUGAUGCUGUGCUCACGGAGGCUGGAGAUUACACAGAAAAAUAUUUCAAGCUUCAAAAACUCUUUGAAUCUGUCUCAGCAACUCCCCUGCCCCAAGUACCCAAACUUACUCCCAAGGCUGUGUAUCCCCCCAUGAGACCGUCGCUGUACCUCCCGCUGUGGGAUGCCCUAUCCUACUUAAAUGAGCCAGUCAGGUCCCAUCAGCCCGUCAACAUGGAGAACCUUCCCAUAAACAAUGGGAGUGGCCAGUCCUACGGCCUUGUCCUGUAUGAGAAGUCCAUCUGCUCCGGAGGCCGCCUCUGUGCCCACGCUCAUGACAUGGCACAGGUGUUUCUGGAUGAGACAAUGAUAGGGAUUCUGAAUGAGAAUAAUAAGGACCUGCACAUUCCUGAACUCAGGCAGGACUGCCGAUACCUGAGGAUCCUGGUGGAGAAUCAAGGACGAGUCAAUUUUUCAUGGCAAAUACAGAAUGAGCAGAAAGGAAUAACUGGAUCUGUCAGCAUCAAUAACUCUUCCCUGGAGGGCUUUACCAUCUAUUCCCUGGAGAUGGAAAUGAGCUUCUUUGAGAGGCUCCGCUCUGCCACCUGGAAGCCUGUCCCAGAUAGCCACCAGGGCCCGGCCUUCUACCGUGGGACCUUGAAGGCUGGCCCUUCUCCCAAGGACACCUUCCUGAGCCUGCUGAACUGGAAUUACGGAUUCGUGUUCAUCAAUGGACGUAACCUUGGGCGAUAUUGGAAUAUUGGGCCUCAGAAAACACUGUACCUUCCUGGAGUUUGGCUUCAUCCAGAAGACAAUGAGGUCAUCUUGUUUGAAAAGAUGCUGAGUGGCUCAGACAUCAAAUCUACAGACAAGCCCAUGCUGUAAAACCGUGUCUGAACAUAUUUUUUGGGUUGCUGGUGUUCAUCUGUAAGUCAUUUUUGAGGAAUAAGAUUUAUGUUAAGACUAUCAAACACAGUGUUGCUUACAAUAGCAAAAAUGUGAAAAUAACAACAGCAACAAAAACCAGCAGAAGAAUUGUUACGUAUUUUGGAGUCUAUCUAUAUGAUGCCUACUUUUAGGCUUUAAAAAGUCUUCAAAAUCUUUAACGACUGAUUUAUCUAGUUAAAUGCUUAAUCCUUAGCAGGCUCUUAUUCUUUAAUUAAACAUACCUUACGUAGAUGUGAAUAAAUAAAAACAAGUUUCACUUCUGCCUUCCAUACUCAAUUGAAGGGAAGGGAAAGGUCUGUAGCCUGGGGAAGAGUAAGGGUACUGAUUUCCUCAUGCCAGAGACAGUAUUGCAUGUACUAAUGGGCAAACUCAUGGUCUCCCUCCUCCCUCUCUCUCUCUGUCUCUGUGUGUGUGUGUGCACGUGUGUGUGUGUGCACGUGUGUGUGUGCAUUGUGUGUGUGUGUGCACGUGUGUGUGUGUGCACGUGUGUGUGUGUAUGGAGUAGGGGAAAGCAGAGGGCAAUGAACAAUGUCUUUCAUUUCCCUUCAACUAUGUGUCUACAAGGUGACCCUGUGUGUCACAUCUAAUCAGAGAAGGAACAGCAGUUUGGUCAUUUGCUUCAGACGUGUGGCAACAAAGCUUAGCACGGGGUUCUCUGUGUCUCCUGACUCCCUGUCUUUCUGGCUAUAGUCAAUGCCUGAGAGUGGGUAGGUAUUAGUGAGAUUAGCCACACACUCGUGAAUAUUCCAACCACUCUGAAAAGCCAGUGGUGCCAUUUGAAAAAACUGGCACCAUUGGGAACCACACACUUUCUUAUAAACAAAACAUACCACUUGGCCUAAAUUCAAACCAAUGCAUUAUAAACAAAUCUUAUCACCCUGUUAAAUAUAGUACCUAGGGCUUUCAAGUAAUUAGUCAGUAAUCUUGUGUCCAGAGGGAAGAGAACUCUCUGUUUGGAUUGGAAUGAAGACAGAGAUGUGAUGUCAGAUUAUCUUCUCUCCCACUAGUCUGAAUGACUAUUUCAAUGGAGGAAACUUCUGUCAGAUACCUCCACAAUUCUACGUAAAACUUUAUUCUCUGGGGAUCUAGCCUCAAACCUGUGAACUCUGUAGAAAAUGUAGGGCAAAGGAGGAAAGCAGAACUAAUAAUCAUAAUGAUCAUGAGUACAUAUUGUAUUUCAGUUGUCACAUCUACAACAUCUAAACUUAACAACAACCAUGCAACAUACCCGUCUUACAGAUGGGAAACCAAGGUUCAAAGAGGUAUUUGAAAUCAUGUCGCUCUGAUUGGCACCUCCUCUUUUGCUACUACCUUAGUUCCACAUGUAUGCCAGUCUUUUCCAAGUAUGAAUGCAAAAAUGCUAUCCAGAAGAUAUAAUGCUUUCAGUGCACUUAGAGAAAAAAAGCUCACAACUUAGAAUUCUUGACCCAGCAAAACUAUUUUUCAAGAAAAACAAAUAAAAUAUAGAACUUUCUGACAAAGAAAAAUCAAGAGAGUAUCAAAAGAUCCCCACUAAAUGGUGUUCUGUAGCAGCCUUUCUCAAAGUCCCAUAGGAGAAUUAAACACUGCGGAAAGUGUCUCCAGUGAUUAGUGUCUCAUUGUAUCAUCUGGAUGCAUAUUAGAGACGUUAACUCAUUACAUAUUGUGAAUGCCUUGGGGCAUUACAUCUUCACACUCUCAGGGAACCCCAGCUGAGAAGAAAUUUCUGAAAGAUACGCCACAAGCAGAUGGAAAGUCUGACUUUUAAGAAAGAAUGUGGAGUCCAAGAAGGAUGCUGACAUACGUGAGAGUGAAUAUGAACAAACGUUAACUCCAUACAAAUAGCACCAAUAUCUCACUUGAGGUAGCAUCAGCAUAAAACUCUUAAGACCAGGCAAAAACAUGGUGUAAAGUGAGAGGCAUAUGAUGGCAAAAAAGUGAUCUAAGGGCCGGGCGUGGUGGCUCAAGCCUGUAAUCCCAGCACUUUGGGAGGCUGAGACGGGCGGAUCACGAGAUCAGGAGAUCAAGACCAU